AUGGGACCCCGCGACGGUGGCGGCUCCCUGCGAGCCCUGCGCUGGCUGGCGUGGGCUUUCCCCUUGGCGGCGUUCGCCUCCUUCGCCGACGAGACCCUGGAGCGAGCCGCCAAGUCCGAAGGCUACUGCAGCCGCAUCCUGCGAGCCCAGGGCGCCAGGCGAGAGGGAUACAACGAGUUCAGCCUCCGCCUGGAAGGCGACCCCGAAUCCUACAAGCCGGGGAACAGUUACCGGGUAACUCUUUCUGCUGCCACUCCAGCCUACUUUCGUGGAUUCACACUGAUUGCUUUGAAAGAAGGCAAAGAGGGAGACAAAGAAGAAGACCAUGCGGGAACCUUUCAGAUUAUUGAUGAAGAAGAAACACAGUUCAUGAGUAAUUGUCCUGUGGCUGUUACUGAAAGCACACCAAGGAGAAGGACACGCAUUCAAGUUUUUUGGACAGCACCUUCUUUGGGCACGGGCUGUGUAAUUUUGAAGGCGAGCAUUGUGCAAAAGAGAAUUAUUUAUUUUCAAGAUGAAGGAUCUCUCACCAAGAGGCUAUGUGAACAAGACUCAGCCUCGGAGGGGGUGACUGAAAAACCAAUCAUAGAUUGCUGUGCCUGUGGGACGGCUAAAUACAGGCUUACCUUUUAUGGAAACUGGUCAGAGAAGACACACCCAAAAGAUUAUCCACGGCGAGCCAAUCAUUGGUCUGCAAUCAUUGGUGGAUCUCAUUCAAAGAACUAUGUACUCUGGGAAUAUGGAGGUUAUGCAAGUGAAGGAGUCAAGCAGGUUGCUGAGCUGGGAUCUCCAGUAAAAAUGGAAGAAGAAAUUCGGCAACAGAGCGAUGAGGUUUUGACUGUCAUCAAAGCGAAAGCACAAUGGCCUGCCUGGCAACCGCUAAACGUGAGAGCUGCGCCCUCUGCUGAAUUUUCGGUGGACAGAACACGCCAUCUGAUGUCUUUCCUUACCAUGCUAGGGCCCAGUCCGGACUGGAACGUAGGACUGUCAGCUGAGGACUUGUGUACCAAAGAAUGUGGGUGGGUCCAGAAGGUUGUUCAAGAUCUGAUACCAUGGGAUGCCGGCACUGACAGUGGGGUGACCUAUGAGUCACCCAACAAACCAACAGUGCCUCAAGAGAAGAUAAGACCUCUCACAAGCCUGGAUCAUCCCCAGAGUCCCUUUUAUGACCCAGAAGGAGGUUCCAUUAAAUCAGUAGCCAGAGUUGUCAUAGAAAGGAUUGCACGGAAGGGGGAACAGUGCAAUAUUGUUCCUGAUAACGUUGAUGACAUCGUUGCAGAUCUUGCAGCGGAAGCUCCCGAAGAUGAAGAUGACACUCCAGAAACCUGCAUCUAUUCAAACUGGUCCCCAUGGUCAGCCUGUAGCUCUUCCACUUGUGAAAAGGGCAAACGAAUGAGGCAGAGAAUGCUCAAAGCUCAGCUGGACCUCAGUGUGCCUUGUCCAGAAACUCAGGACUUUCAACCUUGUAUGGGUCCAGGCUGUAGUGAUGAAGAUGGUUCCACAUGCAUGAUGUCUGAGUGGAUAACCUGGUCCCCCUGCAGCGUGUCCUGUGGCAUGGGAAUGCGGUCAAGAGAAAGAUAUGUGAAGCAGUUCCCUGAUGACGGCUCUAUGUGUAAAGUGCCUACUGAAGAAACAGAGAAAUGUAUUGUAAAUGAGGAAUGCGCUCCGAGCAGUUGCCUGGUGACAGAAUGGGGGGAGUGGGAUGAAUGCAGCGCCAGCUGUGGCAUGGGAAUGAAGAAACGGCACCGAAUGAUCAAGAUGACUCCGGCAGAUGGCUCCAUGUGCAAGGCGGAAAUCACAGAAGCAGAGAAAUGCAUGAUGCCCGAGUGCCAUACCAUACCUUGUAUGCUGUCUCCCUGGUCUGAGUGGAGUGACUGCAGCGUAACAUGUGGGAAGGGCAUGAGGACACGACAGAGGAUGCUCAAAUCUGCUGCUGAACUUGGAGACUGCAAUGAGGAGCUGGAACAAGUGGAGAAAUGCAUGCUACCGGAGUGCCCUAUUGACUGUGAGCUAACCGAGUGGUCCCAAUGGUCCGAAUGCAAUAAGUCUUGUGGGAAAGGUCAUAUGAUCAGGACAAGAAUGAUAGAAAUGGAGCCCCAGUUUGGUGGCGCAUCAUGCCCGGAAACAGUCCAGCGCAAAAAAUGCCGAAUAAGGAAAUGCUUGAGAAAUCCCAACAUUGAGAAAAGGCGCUGGAAAGAGCCUCGGGAGAAAAGGAGAAGUGAGCAAACAAAAGAAGAUGUUGACGGUGAGCAAUUUCCAGGUUGUAAGAUGAAACCAUGGACUGCUUGGUCAGAAUGUACCACACUAUGCGGGGGUGGAAUCCAGGAGCGGUUCAUGACUGUAAAGAAGAGAUUCAAAAGCACUCAGAUCACCAGUUGCAAAGAUAAGAAGGAAUUAAGAGCCUGCAAUGUCCACCCUUGUUAGCAAAACUGGAGGCUUUUGAAAAAAAUGCACUCUGAGAUAAAUGUAAAAUCAACUU
Messenger RNA from Euleptes europaea (tarantolino), 2479 nucleotides. RefSeq names its product spondin 1 (gene SPON1). Gene Ontology annotation, biological process: cell adhesion. Bases 1 to 2424 code for a protein of 807 amino acids. Gene Ontology annotation, cellular component: extracellular matrix. NCBI's taxonomy places the organism in Eukaryota, Metazoa, Chordata, Lepidosauria, Squamata, Sphaerodactylidae. The record is from RefSeq and is a predicted model, not a curated record. The transcript is spliced from 16 exons.